CUGUACUAUUGCUAUCACAUCACUCCUCACUUUCCAUUAUGGCAGCCGAAAAACCAGCCCUUAUCCUCCUCGACGUGCAGAAUGGCAUCGUCGAUCGCCUCGAAAACACCGACAGGUAUCUCCAGACGGUCACAUCAGUGACACAGGCGGCCCGAAAUGCCCAAGUGACUCUUAUCCACGUGGUGACUGGUUUCCGGGCAGGCUACCCCGAAUGCCAUCCCCGGAACUCCUCCAUGAGUAAAGUCAAGGAGUGGGGGGUCUUCCGAAACGACCACGAAUCUACCCAGGUCCAUCCCGCUGUGUCACCUGCUAAGGAAGAGCCCAUUGUCACCAAGCAUCGCGUCUCGGCUUUCACUAGCACUGAUCUGGAUCUCAUGCUUCGCUCUAUGAGCAUUACGGAGGUGGUUAUCACAGGCCUCAUCACUAGUGGUGCUGUACUGUCGACGGUUCGCUCGGCUGCGGAUCGGGAUUACAAAGUGACUGUUCUGGAGGAUAUGUGCAUGGAUCGUGAUUCGGAGCUUCACAGCGUGCUGAUGGAAAAGGUAUUUCCACGCCAGGGCCGUGUCAUUAGCUCUGAGGAGUGGUUGAAAGAAGAGAUCAAUAAGUGA
Messenger RNA from Aspergillus ibericus CBS 121593, 608 nucleotides. Its product is annotated as cysteine hydrolase family protein. The record is from RefSeq and is a predicted model, not a curated record. The coding region runs from base 39 to 608 and encodes 189 amino acids. Lineage: Eukaryota; Fungi; Ascomycota; Eurotiomycetes; Eurotiales; Aspergillaceae. The transcript has a single exon.